This is a messenger RNA of Homarus americanus (American lobster), 333 nucleotides long. Its product is annotated as cold shock protein CS66-like. Lineage: Eukaryota; Metazoa; Arthropoda; Malacostraca; Decapoda; Nephropidae. Bases 1 to 333 code for a protein of 110 amino acids. The transcript has a single exon. The record is from RefSeq and is a predicted model, not a curated record.
AUGCAGGCACUGGAGACACACGGUGAUACAGGCACUGAGACACACGGUGAUACAGGCACUGAGACACACGGUGAUACAGGCACUGAGACACACGGUGAUCAGGUGCGGGCUGAGACACACGUAUCAGGCACUGAGACACACGGUGAUACAGGCACUGAGACACACGGUGAUACAGGCACUGGAGACACGGUGAUGCAGGCACUGAGACACGGUGAUACAGGCACUGAGACACACGGUGAUACAGGCACUGAGACACACGGUGAUACAGGCACUGAGACACACGGUGAUACAGGCACUGAGACACACGGUGAUACAGGCACUGAGACACGGUGA